UGUUCCUGACCCAGCAUGGGGCGUCCCGUGGGGCCCUCGCGCCUCCUCCGCGUCCCACACCCUCUCCUCUGCCUGCUCUGCCUCCUCCCGCCGCUGCUCAGAGCAGCUGCGCCACGCCAGGCACCCGGAGACCAGCGCCCGUGGGCAUUGCUGGAGCAGUACUGCCACACUGUCACCACCCUCGCCAACCUGUCAGGUCCCUACUCCUACUGCAAUACGACCUUGGACCAGAUCGGGACAUGCUGGCCUCGGAGCGCGGCUGGAGCCCUGGUGGAGAGGCCGUGCCCCGAGUACUUCAACGGCGUCCAGUACAACACCACGCGAAAUGCCUACCGAGAGUGCUUGGAGAAUGGGACGUGGGCCUCGCGGAUCAACUACUCACAGUGUGUGCCCAUUCUGGAUGACAAGAGGAAGUACGGCCUGCACUACCACAUCGCCCUCAUGGUCAACUACCUGGGCCACUGCGUUUCCAUGGCAGCCCUCGUGGUCGCUUUCCUGCUUUUCCUGGCCCUGCGGAGCAUUCGCUGCCUUCGGAAUGUGAUUCACUGGAACCUGAUCACCACCUUCAUCCUGCGCAACGUCACGUGGCUCCUGCUGCAGCUUGUGGACCACGAAGUGCACGCAAGCAACGAGGUCUGGUGCCGCUGCAUCACCACUGUCUUCAACUACUUCGUGGUGACAAACUUCUUCUGGAUGUUCGUGGAGGGCUGCUACCUGCACACGGCCAUCGUCAUGACCUACUCCACCGAGCGCCUGCGGAAGUGGCUCUUCCUCUUCAUCGGCUGGGGCAUCCCCUGCCCCAUCAUCGUCGCCUGGGCCCUUGGCAAGCUCUACUAUGAGAACGAGCAGUGCUGGUUUGGGAAGGAGCCCGGUGACCUAGUGGACUACAUCUACCAGGGCCCCAUCAUCCUUGUGCUCCUGGAUCCUAAUGACAAAAUUACGGGCAUCCACCACCUCAGAGACAAUCCAGUACAGGAAGGCGGUGAAGGCCACCCUGGUUCUCCUGCCCCUUCUGGGCAUCACCUACAUGCUCUUCUUCGUCAACCCUGGGGAGGACGACCUGUCGCAGAUUGUGUUCAUCUACUUCAACUCCUUCCUGCAGUCAUUCCAGGGCUUCUUUGUGUCUGUCCUCUACUGCUUCUUAAAUGGAGAGGUGUGCUCAGCCGUGAGGAAGAGGUGGCACCGGUGGCGGGACCAUCACUCCCUCCGCGUCCCCGGGGCCCGGGCCAUGUCCAUCCCCACCUCACCCACACGGAUCAGCUUCCACAGCAUCAAGCAGACGGCCACUGUAUGACCCCGCACGUCACCCACCUGGCCCCUCACGCCACAGCGGGGGCGGCUUCCCCAUCCUCCUCCUCCGCCCUCUCCGGGCCCUCCUUGCCGGAGCCCUGGUGGGGUCACAGGGAGGGGACGCCCACUCUCCAGCCUGGGCAGCACAGGGCUCUGAGGGACCAGGGCAGCUGAGCCAGAGCAGAGCGGAAAAGUCACAGGGAGCCCCCGGAAGGGAGGGACACGUGUCUUCAGGCAUCUGUGCCCACCGGUGCUGGACGGGCAGGGAGCCCGCAUCAGCCCCUCAGGCCAGCCCGUUCAGACUAGGAAACAGGCCAGAGCCAGGGCCUGCCCAGGUCCCACAGCCAGUUCGAGGAUCCCUGGCCCCUCUGCCCCACGCGUGUGUGGGCCUUCCUGCCAGCUGCAGGGUGAUGUGUGGCCCUGCUCGCCACCUGCAGCCUCCCCACUCAGGGGCGCCCUCUGCAGUCGGGAGGAGGCACAGCAGCUGGAGUAAAGGAUACGUUUGGAGGGCUUCACCCCAGGGCCUCUCACCUGGAGAAGCCUGGUCUACACCGUCUGCACCCCGAUCUGGCCGUGCCCCUGCCCCUGCGCCUUCCUGAAGAACGCUGACUCCUCUCUGGGAGCCCUCAGCCUAGUCCACAGACUUAAGGGCUUGGGGAGGGACAAGCGGGGAGGGAGACAUGGCCAGGACAGCCACACUUAGGCCAAUCGGAUACAUCGUGCAGGACAAAACGGGGAGAAACAUGGGCACGGGCUGGGACAAGGCGUGGGCUAGAAACACAGAAACAAAAGUGUGCCUUUCGUGACUGGAGCUCAUUCCCCGGCCCCCACCCGCGCCUAGACCCCAGCCGCACCUUCGGAAGCAACGGCUGCUCCCCGUGGAAUAAACCACGCCCCGUGGAAACAGCCCUGCAGAGGUGAUGGGCCAGGCACCCGAAGGGGUGCUGUGGGCCAAGGACGGUGGGCUGGAUCCAUCUGGACUCCGGCGCUGGCCUGGGGCCAGUGCUCUCUGACCUGUGUGCCCGCAGGUCUGACCCUUAUCAUUCCCCAAGACGACACCUGCCCCUCCUCCCCAACCAAGGGCGGUUGAAUUCAGCACAGAGGAGAGGUUCUGGAAUCUGGAGGGACAGAUGGACAAGGCCCAUGCCCGGGC
Molecule: messenger RNA, 2443 nt
Organism: Molossus molossus (Pallas's mastiff bat)
Lineage: Eukaryota; Metazoa; Chordata; Mammalia; Chiroptera; Molossidae
Gene: CRHR2
Product: corticotropin releasing hormone receptor 2
Exons: 13
Coding region: 16-1464 (482 amino acids)
Biological process (GO): cell surface receptor signaling pathway; long-term synaptic potentiation; adenylate cyclase-modulating G protein-coupled receptor signaling pathway
Cellular component (GO): plasma membrane; dendrite; axon terminus
Molecular function (GO): corticotropin-releasing hormone receptor activity; peptide hormone binding; corticotrophin-releasing factor receptor activity
Source: RefSeq, a predicted model, not a curated record